CAUUCUGGGAUGUGCCGUCUUCUCCCGCGAUAUAGGCCGGAGCCCUUUACAAAAAGCCCGCCCGGCCGUGGCGAUCCCUUUCCUCCGCCUGCCCCGGAUGUAUUUCUGGGAGAGGGGCGGGGUGAGGGAGGGUGCGAAGGGGCUCGCCUGGGCGAGGGGUCGGAGGCUACCGGGGAGAAGCGCCCGCGAGGGUCCUUGAGGGGGCGGUGCCAUGUUUGGCUGCUUGGUGGCUGGGCGGCUGGUGCAAACAGCUGCUCAGCAGGUAGCACAAGACAAGUUUGUCUUCGAUUUGCCCAACUACGAAAGCAUCAACCAUGUGGUGGUCUUCAUGCUGGGGACCGUGCCUUUUCCCAAGGGCAUGGGCGGGUCGGUCUACUUCUGCUACCCCGACGAGACCGGGGUGGCCGUGUGGCAGCUGCUGGGAUUUGUUACAAAUGAGAAACCGAGUGCCAUCUUCAAAAUUUCCAACCUGAAAUCUGGGAAGGGCAGCCAGCAUCCUUUUGGAACCAUGAAUCUCCCUCAGACGCCCUCAGUAGCCCAGAUUGGGAUUUCCGUGGAACUGCUGGAUCUCUUGGCUCAGCAAACCCCCGUGGCGAAUGCUGCUGUGUCAUCAGUUGAUUCGUUCACCGCGUUCACCCAAAAGAUGCUAGACAAUUUUUAUAACUUUGCUUCGUCGUUUGCCGUCACGCAGGCCCAGAUGACUCCAAACCCCUCUGAAGCUUUCAUCCCUGCCAAAGUAGUUCUGAAGUGGUACGAGAAUUUCCAAAGACGACUGACUGAGAAUCCUUUCUUUUGGAAAACAUAAUCUUAAGUUGAGCUGCUUGACACGCACCGUAAGAACAAUUGAGUCCUAAAGAUCAAACGGAAUGAACUGACUAAGAAAACUUGGAUGGCGUCCCGCGAGCCCAAGCGGAUUGGAAAAUGCAGUUUUUGUCACACCUUUGGGACUUCAUUUAAAAUUAAAGGGCUUGAAAGUGGGUUGUUAUAGGUUGGAGCUUUUGUUAUUGUUAAAAAUGCUGAGCUGCGACAAGAACAAUUGGAUUUUUUGGCAUACAUAAAAGUUUUGCUGUUGCGCCCUCAAGGC
Messenger RNA from Sphaerodactylus townsendi, 1084 nucleotides. RefSeq names its product heat shock protein nuclear import factor hikeshi (gene HIKESHI). The record is from RefSeq and is a predicted model, not a curated record. Gene Ontology annotation, cellular component: nucleus; cytosol. NCBI's taxonomy places the organism in Eukaryota, Metazoa, Chordata, Lepidosauria, Squamata, Sphaerodactylidae. Gene Ontology annotation, molecular function: Hsp70 protein binding; nuclear import signal receptor activity. Gene Ontology annotation, biological process: protein import into nucleus. The coding region runs from base 212 to 805 and encodes 197 amino acids. The transcript is spliced from 5 exons.